AUGUUGGAACAGUUCGCCUCUUUUGCCGAACGAAUCGAAAGGGCUCCAACAUUGUCCCUAGCCGAAAUGACUGAUGGCAUUGAAGAGGUUACUCGACGUCAGAGCGAAAACAUAUCUCGCCUUGAUGCAUUGGAGGAGCGUGUAACCAGCCUGCAGAUUUCGAGUCCAGUGGAUCAUAGCCUUCUUUACUCUACCCUCGUUAAAGUGAAGCGAGGAAAAAACGAUGGUAAACUUAGGCGCAUAACCUGGGUUGGAAUAGGAGAACAGGCUGACAAAGUUUCGACGAAAAAAUUCGAUCAGGAAGCUCUGCGAGGGGUUAUUCUCUCCUCUGGUGAUGAUGAGCUUAUCGAGGAAUUCUCAAGAGGAAGAAUGAAGUCUCAUCGUCACCCAUUUUUGAAGCCGAGGAAUCAAGGUGGGCGCGACCGAAUCACAAAAAUUGAGCUUCCCUCACCUGCUAUGAAGGACAGGCUGCUGCGUCACAUGAAAUCGGGAUGA
This is a messenger RNA of Haemonchus placei, 495 nucleotides long. The record is from the annotation of a GenBank genome assembly. NCBI's taxonomy places the organism in Eukaryota, Metazoa, Nematoda, Chromadorea, Rhabditida, Trichostrongylidae.